This is a messenger RNA of Cherax quadricarinatus, 4697 nucleotides long. RefSeq names its product isobutyryl-CoA dehydrogenase, mitochondrial. Gene Ontology annotation, molecular function: acyl-CoA dehydrogenase activity; flavin adenine dinucleotide binding. Gene Ontology annotation, biological process: lipid metabolic process. Gene Ontology annotation, cellular component: mitochondrion. Lineage: Eukaryota; Metazoa; Arthropoda; Malacostraca; Decapoda; Parastacidae. The record is from RefSeq and is a predicted model, not a curated record.
UAUUUGUGUACCUAUUUACUGUUAGGUGAAUAAGAACAGCAGAUGUCUUAAGGAAACACCCAGUGUUCUCACCCUUACCGGGGAUCGAACCACGGACACUUGCAUUAAAAAAUAUAUAAUAAUUUUUUGAUUGACUUUAGUCUGUUUGUGUGGGAGUCUUCUCUGCUAAAAUUUUCUCGCAGUGUUAAGCCCUAUUAAAGGCCCUUUAUUCCUUGAAAUUCCAUGAGCAUCGUCAAGAAAAGCUAAAGCAGCUGGGCUUUAUGAACUUUCACAUGCUUCAAUAUGUACCGUAGCACAAUGUGUCCCGUAGCUGGAUUACUAGCGCACUCAGGUCCGGAGUUCGAAUCGCGAUACGGUUGAAAAACAUUAGGGACGUGUUUUUAUGAGACAGACACCUGCUGUCCCUGUUCACCCAUCAGUAAAAUGGGUACCUGGAUGUUAGUCGACUGGUGUGGGUUACAUCCUAGGACAAAACUGACCUAAUUUGCCCGAAAUGCUCUGCAUAACAAGGGGCUGUCUUUAUAGUAGUAUGUCAUUGAUGUCAGCUAGGCCUGUAUACCUUGUACAUGUACUUGUAGAAAUAGAUAUAUUAUUAUUAGUAAUAGUAUUAUGUUCAAUCUUCGGUGCACUACUUGCUGCUGCCUUUUCAGUCUGGAUCUGGAGGAAUUUUACCCUUCAGUGGAUGAGAAGUGUAAUUGAAUAUUAGCCCAUAUCUCCUACACCUUGUUCAUGUGUAUGGUUGACAAGAGACUUGCCUGUACUCUUAUUGACAUUGUGUAAAGAAGACAAAUGGGCUUCUGCGCCAUCCUUCUUCGAAUGUGGACAUCUUGCUCUCGCUUGAGCAUCAGUGGCAUAUUUCCCCCAUUCUCUAUGGGACGCUUGUCCUUUAUUUUGCCUACCAGGCACAUUACAGGAUGGGCACCGGUAAUUUAGCCAGCCCCAUUUUUCCACUCCGCGGAUAAUUCUUGAACGAUUUUGUUGGGAAGCCGGUUACUGAACUUGUGGCGUUGUGGGCGUCCCACUCUGCUGGUGCUUGGCCAGGUGGUCCACCUGAUCUAAUCGCGAACUUUUAGUUCCUGUUGCUAUUUACGUAGGAGCUCUCGUUCCUUUUUCUUUCAUAGCCCAGUUUUGGGCAACAAAUCUUCCCCGAACGUCGGGAAGUCGGGCUUGAUACAGCGUAGCUGUUAGUGGCCCUGAUAAACCCAACAAUAACAACAAAAAGAAGACAGACAGACUUAAAAAUGUUGCCAGGAUUAUGUCUGGGAAGAACUGUAAGGCACUUGAGGGUCCUGGGGAGGGCAUGGAAGAGGUGGCAGCCCAGGCUGGAAGGUGACAGCAGUGCGUGUGCAACACUGCCCUUUACGAUGCCCAAGAGAUACCUCGUCACCUCCUUCGACCCUUCCCAUGGUCUCACAGAUGAACAAAUAGCUAUCCAGAAGCUUGCAAUAAAUUUUGCUAGAAAUGAAAUGCUACCUAAUAUGGCAAUAUGGGAUGAAAAGGAAUUGUUUCCAGUAGACACAAUGCGAGCUGCUGCUGCUCUUGGUUUUGGAGCCGUAUAUGCUAGCGAAGAGUUUGGGGGUACAGGACUGAGCCGCCUGGAUGCAUCUAUCAUAUUCGAAGCUCUCUCACAAGGGUGUACUUCCACCACAGCUUAUAUUAGUAUUCACAACAUGUGUGCUUGGAUGAUUGAUAAAUUUGGAAAUAAAUCUCAGCGAGAACAGUGGAUACCUCAGUUAGCUUCAAUGGAAAAAUUUGCUUCCUACUGUCUAACAGAACCUGGUGCAGGCUCAGAUGCUGGCUCCCUCUCAACAACUGCAAAAAAAGUUGGAGAAGAGCUCAUUCUUAAUGGUUCCAAGGCCUUCAUUAGUGGUGGAGGAGAUACAGAUGUUUACCUAGUGAUGUGUCGGACUGGAAGUGAAGGGCCCAAAGGAAUUUCUUGUGUGCUUGUGGAAAAAGGAACUCCAGGCCUCAACUUUGGCACAAAGGAAAAAAAAAUUGGCUGGAAUUCACAGCCAACUCGAAUGGUAAUUUUUGAAGAUUGUCGUGUACCAGUUAUAAAUAUUAUUGGGGAUGAAGGUCAAGGCUUCAACAUAGCAAUGAAAGGGUUGAAUGGUGGCCGCAUCAAUAUUGCUUCCUGUUCAUUAGGAGCAGCACAAGCAAGUAUUGAAGCAGCUGCUGACCAUGUUAAGGUUCGCAAGCAGUUUGGAAAACCCCUCUCAAGUUUUCAGAACAGCCAAUUCCGCCUGGCAGAGAUGUCAACUGAAUUAGUAGCAUCCCGAUUGCUAGUACGUAAUGCUGCAACAGCUCUGCAGGAUGAUCAUCCAGAUGCUGUCACCCUCUGCUCCAUGGCAAAAUAUUAUGCUACAGAAAAAUGUUUUAAUAUCAUCAAUGAGGCUCUACAGCUUCAUGGAGGAUAUGGUUACUUGAAAGACUACAGUGUUCAGCAGUACUUAAGGGAUUCACGUGUUCACAUGAUAUUAGAAGGAACUAACGAAGUCAUGCGAAUUUUAAUUGCACGACAUAUUCUUGCCGACUGAAGAUAAAUGUAAAUAAUAAACUACAUAGCAAAAUUUGUAAUGAAAUGACCAAAUUUCUUAUUUUCAAUGUAGUACUCUUAUUAUUUGAUGCAAAAAAUGUCUAAUGGUAAAAUGGUUUAUUAUUGUAUUCAGAAAAAUGCGCUAAAUCUAUAUAUGUACAUCACUUAGUAUAUACUGUGAAACUGGUGCUUUCUAUAUGCCCCAGGAUACAUAGUCCUAAAACCAUUUAUGUGCCACUUAAUGAUUCAGUGUAUGAAUUUGUACAAUAUAAAUUUUAUAUGCCUAGACCCCCCCCUCCCCCUGAUCUGGUCUUGCCAUGAAUUUACAUAUAAUGGCCUAUCACAGCUGCCCACGAGACCCAUCUUAACAUAUGUCAAUGGAGUACACAGCACCAGUAUGGAACCCACACCUGAGGAAUCAGGUUAAAAAACUAGAGAAAGUGCAGAAUUAUACAACAAGGGGGCAUGAACUGUGAAAAGAGUCUAAAGGAAGUGAAUUUAACGACACGAGAGUACAGAAGGACCCGGGGAGAUAACACCAAACAAAAUAUUCAAAUGAAUUGAUAGGGCAGACAGGGACAUCCUGUUUGAGAGGCAGGAAACAGGUACUCAGAGUCACAGGAAUGUCAGAAACUAUUUCUUCAGUCACAGGGUGAUUGGAAAGGAAAAUGACCUUGACAAAGAAGCGGUGGAGGCAGACCACAUACAGUGUUAAGAGUAGGUACAAUAGGGCCCAUGAGGCUAGGUGGUGUGGCUAGAACCUGAGACUCAACCCCUGCAACUACAUAUAGGUGAGUACUCAAUUAUUUGAAAUUAAUUAAAACAGCUUGCCAGUACGAAAUAAACUCUAAAAAUAAUUAACAAUGACUAGCACAAUUGUGGAACAGAAUUUUUCCUCCGUAACCAUGCGUGUUGUAAGAGGCGACUAAAAUACCGGGAGUAAGGGGCUAGUAACCCCUUCUGUAUAAAUUAUUAAGUUUAAAAAGAGAAACUCUCGUUUUUCUUUUUGGGCCGCCCUGCCUCGGUGGGAUAUGGCCAGUUUGUUGAAAGAUGAUGAUGACAACUAGCACAAUUAGGAUAUCAUAUAACAAUGCAAAUACAAAUGAAAAUCUGAGCUUGUGAAAACAUUUGAUUUAUAGGUUAUGCAGUGCUUUAUGGUAUUAUCUGGCAUUUAACAAACCACUGCUCCUCAAAAGGGGUGCCCUAAUGCCAGUAAAAUGCUCUUCAUCCAAGGAAUUGAAGCUGCUCGUUUCCUUGGAUCAAAGCUGAAUGCCUCUCAUAGCCCAGGCACUAUGACCUGUGUGAGUUUAGUGCUUCAGUAAAAUAAUGACAAACCCCUAAUCUAUUUGGCAUAUUAAAAAAAAUUUAUUCAGUACUUUACUGUCAUGGUGGUAUGACAGCCACAGAUAUAAUCUUGCAAAACAAAUCUCCAGUCUUGUAAAUCAUGUAUGAAAGAUUAUGCUGUAACAAAAUUACUCUUCAUAUGGCACUUAGCAAAUUUUAUGGCUUCUCCCUUUAUAUUUUUCUAGAAUUAUUGGGUCUGUAAAACGAGUUGUGGGCAGUUGCUACCUAUUUAAAGGCCCUGAGCACCCCCCAUCCCUUCUGUAAAGGGCCUGGAUACUGCUGUAUAAUGCUCCAAGCACUACCACUGUAAAAAUCCUGAACAUUAUUGGUACACCUGUGAAACUUCCAACUGCUACCAGAACUCCAGUGAAAGACCUGAGCAAUACAGGCAAGCCUGGGAAAGGCCCUAACACUACCUCCAAUGGCAGGUCAUCAUCUAAGACCUGCAUUAGGAAACACUUGUCUUGUUUCCCCUUGUGUGUGUGCACGUGCAUGCACGCUUUGUGUGUGUGUGUGUGUAACCCAAUUAAUAUUUGCACUAAUAACUCAUUACAGUUAUGAUCGGGUGUGGACAUGUGAAUGGCUCAUUACUUUGUAAUUUGUUCAUGAUUGUAACCAUGUAUAGACGUGUAAAUGGCUCAUACCUUUGUAACUUGUCAUGAUUGUGACGAGAUCUACCUGGAGUUCAUUACCUUUGUAACUUGUUCAGCUAUCAGAACUUUGGGGCCCAGUCCCUGGACCCAUUAUGUACCUCUGUAAUCUUUUGACUACCGCUCACGGGAUGGGUAUGGGGUGCAUAAUAAAGAUAUUAAACUAA